Vicia villosa (hairy vetch) is the source of this 2245-nucleotide messenger RNA. RefSeq names its product GTPase LSG1-1-like. Gene Ontology annotation, molecular function: GTP binding; GTPase activity. The record is from RefSeq and is a predicted model, not a curated record. The transcript is spliced from 7 exons. NCBI's taxonomy places the organism in Eukaryota, Viridiplantae, Streptophyta, Magnoliopsida, Fabales, Fabaceae. Bases 197 to 1987 code for a protein of 596 amino acids. Gene Ontology annotation, cellular component: cytosol.
AAAUCUGUUGAGUAACUUUAGGAUGAAAAAUAAGAAUUCGCCUUUUCUUAAACCCUAAUCUGAAACCAAAACAGAAUACGGUGGCCCAUCCCUUGGAACCGAGAAUCCAUAAGAACACCAAAAGAAAAAAAACACCGAAACACUUAUCUCAAGAGCAUCAAAGAGGCGAUUUGUUAGGGUUUCAAUUGUGAGAAAAAUGGGAAAGAAUCCAAAGAACGAGCUAGGUAGGGCUCUUGUGAAGCAACACAAUCACAUGAUUCAACAAACCAAGGAGAAGGGUCGAAUCUACAAGAAGAAGUUUCUCGAAUCGUUCACCGAAGUUUCUGAUAUCGACGCCAUCCUUGAACAAGGGGAUGGAGAUGAGGAACAGCUGCUCGAUCUUCCUGUUCCUCCUCCAACCGCCCGCAUCAAUCUGGAUCCUGCGUCUGGUAGUGUCUUUAAUGGUUCGACGCCUGAAGAAAUCAAGAAGGAGCAGAGGAUUGAAGAGGCUCUGCAUGCUAGCAGUCUUCGAGUUCCACGGAGGCCAUCAUGGAGUGCUGAAAUGUCUGCUGACGAGCUUCAUGCCAAUGAAACACAACAUUUCUUAACUUGGCGUCGCAGCUUAGCCAGACUUGAGGAAAAUAAGAAGCUUGUCCUUACUCCAUUUGAGAAAAAUCUUGAUAUCUGGAGACAGCUCUGGCGGGUUGUUGAGCGCAGUGAUUUGAUUGUUAUGGUUGUUGAUUCACGAGAUCCAUUAUUCUAUCGCUGUCCUGACCUUGAGGCUUAUGUAAAGGAGGUUGAUGUGCAUAAACGCACAUUGCUUUUGGUUAAUAAGGCAGAUCUUUUACCUGCUUCUGUCAGAGAGAAAUGGGCAGAAUACUUUCGUGCUCAUGAUAUUCUCUUUAUCUUCUGGUCAGCCAAAGCUGCUACUGCAGUUUUGGAAGGCAAAAAACUUGGUUCAUCACAGACUGAUAACAUGGCAAGUGCAAAUAACCCAGACACAAAGAUAUAUGGAAGGGAUGAGCUUUUAGCCCGCCUGCAAUCAGAGGCUGAAGAGAUAGUACACAGGAGAAGAAAUUCAGGCUCCUCUGGCACAGGGUCAUCCACUAUUGAAUCCUCAGGUGAAAAUACUUCUGCUAGUUCAUCGUCAAGUCACGUGAUUGUGGGAUUUGUUGGAUAUCCUAAUGUAGGGAAAAGUUCAACUAUCAAUGCUCUAGUUGGACAAAAGAAAACCGGUGUCACCUCUACCCCAGGAAAAACAAAGCACUUUCAGACAUUAAUUAUUUCUGAAAAGUUGACACUUUGUGAUUGUCCUGGGUUAGUUUUUCCAUCUUUCUCAAGCUCAAGAUAUGAGAUGAUUACUUGUGGGGUGUUGCCAAUUGAUAGGAUGACCGAACACAGGGAGUGUGUCCAAGUUGUCGCCAAUAGAGUCCCGAGACAUGUCAUAGAAGAGAUCUAUAACAUCAGUCUUCCUAAACCUAAGUCAUAUGAGUCCCAAUCCCGCCCCCCUCUAGCAUCUGAACUUUUGAGAACAUAUUGUGCUUCUCGUGGGCAAUCUACUUCUAGCGGACUGCCUGACGAAACCAGAGCUUCUCGGCAGAUACUGAAAGAUUACAUUGAUGGGAAGCUGCCUCACUAUGCAAUGCCGCCUAACGUGUCAAAUCAAGAAUUAGCUUCUGAAGAUUCCACUGGACAUGACCAAGAUAAUUCACAUGUGUCAGAUUCAUCUGAUAUUGAAGAUUCUUCAGAUGUUGAGACUGAGACUGUACUUACACCAAAACUUGAGCAUGUGUUGGACGACCUCAGUUCAUUCGACAUUGCUAAUGGGCUUGCUUCAAACAAAGUUGCAGCUAAGAAGACCAAGGAAUCACAUAAGCACCACAAAAAGCCGCAGAGGACAAAAGAUCGUUCAUGGAGAGCCGGGAAAGCAGGGAAGGAUGAUACAGAUGGGAUGCCAAUUGCAAGAUUCCAUCAGAAGCCAGUAAAUGCAGGUCCUCUGAAUGUUUGAUAAGGUCACUCCCUCUGGUUUAUGUGCAACAACUUGUCUGUUAGACCCAUACAUACAUAGUUUUCUUAAGUGAGCCCUUUUGUAAGGCUUUCCAGGAAUAGACCACCCAGUCAAUUUCUCUAAAGCUUGCCUCGCGAGAGGGUAAAAAGGUAUUUGGAAAAAUAUUGUAUUUACGUCAUUUUGCUAUUUGGUUAUUGUUUCGAAUAUUGGGAUGAAAAUGUAGUUUUAAAAUAAGAUACUUCAAUUGUCCGGAUUUAA